Molecule: messenger RNA, 735 nt
Organism: Arctia plantaginis
Lineage: Eukaryota; Metazoa; Arthropoda; Insecta; Lepidoptera; Erebidae
Source: the annotation of a GenBank genome assembly
AUGCCGAAACACAAAAGCAAGUCAAAAGUGAAGCGUGGCCAAGCUCUUCAAAAUUAUUGGCAUUUGAGAAAUCAGCGGAAAUCCCAUUCAGAAAAUCUGGACAAAGAUCCGUCAACUGAACCAUUACAUUCAUCUACGACUAUUGAAGAAACUCACGAUCCGUUUGGUAUGGCAGUUGAAGAGGAGACUUCGUCGCCGGAUAUUACGCUUCCACAAGAUCACAUCUUACCGGAAUUAACUAUUGAAAAGAAUCAACCAGAGACAGAAAAAAGAAAUAUAUUUGGCAGACGAAUUGUUGAUAUACAAUACUUUUUUUCAAAAUUGCAAGAAAUCAGCAAUCAUAGCCCCUAUAACUGUGGAGUACAAAGUUUAAAAAUUGUUGGAGAGAAACGAGUUGGAUCGUCAUCCAAGUUGACUCUAGAGUGUUUAAUGUGUAAAGGAAAGUUUUUAUUAAAUAAUGUCCUAGGUGAUCUGGAAAUAAAUACAGAAACAGUCGCGGGUUUGUCGAUGUGUAAAGAAAAGUAUAUUCUAAAUGUCUCCGGUGAUCUGGACAUAAAUACAGCUGCGGUUGCUGGUGCAGUUUCUGUUGGCAUAGGCUACUCACAAUUAGAGGAAUUACUAUCAGCGAUCGAUUUACCUAUGAUGACUGAGCCUCUGUACCAAAAACAGCACGAGUUUGUUUCUAACGCCUGGGAAAAAGCACUUGGUCAAUCCAUGCAAGAAGCUGCAGAAUAA